Messenger RNA from Owenia fusiformis, 1784 nucleotides. Lineage: Eukaryota; Metazoa; Annelida; Polychaeta; Sabellida; Oweniidae. The record is from the annotation of a GenBank genome assembly.
GGCCUGUUUCCCACAGCAACAUAAUCAAUGGUGGUGCACUGAUCAAAUUACCCAGAGUUCAUUGCGCGCUUUGUUUAGCAAGUGCACGUCACCAACGAAAGAAAAAUGUCGAGAGACCAUCGCUGAGUUUUACACAGUUUUCUGUGAUUUUACCAUCUUUAUGUGGACGUUUUAGGAUAAAAACGAAAGAACAAUGGCUAGUGCCAACAGUUCAACGAACAAGGAGUUCUUGAUGAACGGUAAAUACAAACUUAUAAGGAAAAUAGGAAGUGGUUCAUUUGGAGAUAUUUAUUUGGGAAUCAACAUUUCAAAUGGAGAGGAAGUAGCCGUAAAGCUAGAGUCGCAAAAAGCCAGACAUCCUCAGUUACUUUACGAAAGUAAAUUAUACAAAAUUCUUCAGGGAGGUGUCGGAAUACCCCACAUAAGAUGGUACGGCAAUGAGAAAGAUUACAAUGUACUAGUAAUGGACCUACUGGGGCCAAGUCUGGAAGAUCUCUUCAACUUCUGCUCCAGGAGGUUUACUAUGAAAACAGUACUCAUGUUGGCUGACCAGAUGAUUGGUCGGAUUGAAUAUGUGCACAACAAAAACUUUAUCCACAGGGACAUCAAGCCAGAUAACUUCCUGAUGGGAAUCGGUCGCCAUUGCAAUAAGGUUUUCCUGAUUGAUUUUGGUUUGGCAAAAAAAUACCGUGACAACCGUACACGACAACAUAUACCUUACAGGGAAGACAAGAAUCUGACUGGAACAGCCAGGUACGCCAGCAUCAAUGCUCACCUGGGGAUUGAACAAAGUCGCCGUGACGAUAUGGAGUCACUGGGCUAUGUCCUCAUGUAUUUCAACAGAGGUAGUCUACCUUGGCAGGGCCUCAAGGCAGCCACAAAGAAACAAAAAUAUGAAAAAAUUUCUGAGAAGAAAAUGUCAACUCCAGUGGAGGUUCUUUGUAAGGGUUUUCCUGCUGAGUUUGCCAUGUACCUCAACUACUGCCGAGGUUUGAGGUUUGAAGAGGCCCCCGACUACAUGUACCUGCGGCAGUUGUUCCGUAUUCUGUUCCGCACACUCAACCAUCAAUAUGACUACACGUUUGAUUGGACCAUGUUAAAACAGAAGGCUGCUGCGGCCGCCUCAGCUAGCUCCAAUAAUGUGCCUACUCCAGGUACCGGAGGAAAAGAUAUAAAGGGCAAAGCUCGCUGAUUUGCUUCACUUGAUUGUGCUGCAAGACAACAAUAGUUCACACAGAUAUUCAACAAGUUUGGAAAACAGACACUAGGCCUCUAAGUUAUUGAUGGAGACAUCAGAGGAAAUGUGGAUGACAAAUAGAAUGAAACAUCAUUUUUUCAAAUCUUCACCAUUAUAUUUUGGUAUUGUGGUUUCUGUAGUAUGUGAGUGGAUAGAGCUGGUAUUAAGAUACAUGUACUAUCAAAGUCAUGUACAGUUGAAGUGCAUAGGAGCUGAAUAUUGAACCAACUCUACAUUAUAUUUAACUCUACUUCUUCUAUCGUUAAAUGCAAUUUUUGUUGCCAAAAGUAUGUACUUAUAUCAAGUAAAGAACUGCAGAAAUUCUUUGUCUAAAGACAUGUAGAUACCUUACAAGAAACUAGGACAAUUUACUUGUCGUUAUGACUUUCUUUCAUCAGAUGAAAAUUUACUAUGAUUGUAUCGUAAAUAAAGCAAAAGUUUGAUACACAGUAUAGUGCUCUACUCAAUUUUCCCCAGUCAACAGUGACAUAUGAUUAUUUAUCAUUGUGCUAUUCAUACUUGUAUAAAUUGUAUUAUCACAGCUAAU